AUGGCGGCCCUCACCGUCGCCUCCUCCCUCCCCGCACGCCUAGCCCCGCGCGCCGUCGCGCGCACCUCCGCUCUCGCGUCCUCCCGCGCCGACACUGGCGCAUGCUGUCCGCCUAUCCGCGCAUCCAGUCUCCGCGUCCCCCGCACUCCUCAGACCAUCACUCGGCAAACGCGGACUCCGCGAUUGGUCGUUGCGGCCGCGGGCGACAGGGCGGCGGUGGACUGGGCGGCGGUGCGGACGACGGACCAUCUGACGGUGGGCGACUGCAUGUCGGCCGGCAAGCUCGUGUGCGCGCAGCCCUCCACCACCGUCGAUCAAGCGCUGGAGCUGCUGGUGGAGCACCGCAUCACGGGCAUGCCCGUGGUGGACGCGGAGGGACGCCUGGUGGGCGUGGUGUCGGACUAUGACCUCCUCGCCCUCGACUCCAUCUCCGGUGUGGGGUCAUCCGGGCCGUCCUCCUCGCUCUUCCCCGAGGCCGGCAGCACGUGGAAGGCGUUCAGGGAGAUUCAGAAGCUGCUGAUAAAGACGAGGGGGCGGGUGGUGGCGGACGUCAUGACGCCCCACCCGCACACCGUGCACCCCUCCACCAACCUCGACCAGGCCGCCAGGAUGCUGUUGGAGAAUCAGCACCGCCGGCUGCCUGUGGUGGACGACAACGGCAAACUG
Closterium sp. Naga37s-1 is the source of this 666-nucleotide messenger RNA. NCBI's taxonomy places the organism in Eukaryota, Viridiplantae, Streptophyta, Zygnematophyceae, Desmidiales, Closteriaceae. The record is from the annotation of a GenBank genome assembly.